This is a messenger RNA of Phalaenopsis equestris, 2358 nucleotides long. Its product is annotated as two-component response regulator-like APRR2. The coding region runs from base 414 to 2120 and encodes 568 amino acids. Gene Ontology annotation, cellular component: nucleus. The transcript has 11 exons. The record is from RefSeq and is a predicted model, not a curated record. Gene Ontology annotation, biological process: positive regulation of DNA-templated transcription; phosphorelay signal transduction system. Gene Ontology annotation, molecular function: DNA-binding transcription factor activity; transcription cis-regulatory region binding. NCBI's taxonomy places the organism in Eukaryota, Viridiplantae, Streptophyta, Magnoliopsida, Asparagales, Orchidaceae.
AGAUAGAGCAUCACCCAUCUGUUGUUGGUCCUAUCUAAAAAAGCUGAGAGAGAAAGAGAGAGAGUUUCAUCUCUCUCAACUUUCUCAAAUUUACUGUCAGUGUACCUUUUGGCAUAUUCUUGAUCAACUUUUCAUCAGUCUGAUUGGUCCUCUUCUCCAUUAAUCAUCACAUUGCUAAGUUCUCUGAUGCUUUGCUCUAAUUAUAGCACGGAAACCACUUCUUUUAGAGUUGGAGAGAAAGAAGUUUUAUGAGGAAAACUUCUCAGAGAUUCAGCAAUAUUUUGUUUUAGUUUUUUCUCUGUUAUGCUGAAAAGUUGGGAUUGGUGAAGCGAUUUUGUGGACUUUGUGUACUGAAAUGGGGAGUUCAUGCAUGGCUUUGUAGUUUCGCUUGAGAGAAACAUGCAAAACCAGUUAUGUCUUGCUCUGCUGAUGAUUUGUCUGUGUGGAAGGAUUUUCCUAAAGGACUUCGGAUACUGCUGUGUGAUGAAGAUGAAGAUUCUGCCGCUGAAACUAAACUGAAACUUGAAGCCAUGGAUUACAUGGUACAUUCAUUCUGCAAAGGAGAAGAAGCACUGGAAGCUGUCUUAAGGAAGGCCGAGAACUACCAUAUCGCAAUUGUAGAGGUGACUGCUAGCGGUCCAGCCGGCUUUAACUUUCUUGAAAUGGUUAAGGACAUUCCAACCAUAGUUAUUUCGAAAGUUCAUUGCUUGAACACUGUGAUGAAGUGCAUAGCGCUGGGUGCUGCAGAAUUUGUUCAGAAACCAUUAUCAGAAGAAAAACUAAGAAACAUAUGGCAACAUAUCAUCCACAAGGCAUUCAAUGCAGGGAGAAAUGCCAUCUCAAUGCCAUUAAAACCUGUCAAAGAAACAGUUUCAUCAGCGCUUCAGAUGCAGCGCAAUUUCAGCGAACUUAAAAUUGAGAUUCCUCCACAAUUUUUUGAUAUGGAGCAAGAACAUGAAGGAAUGAAUAUAAAGGAGAAGGAAAAUGAUAAAUUUUCGGAAUCUUCAACUCCACAGUUGAUUAAAGGAGGGAGAUUGAGAGAAGAUAAGGUUUUUCAUGAUCAAACUGAGUGCUUGGAGAAAGAUUGUUCGGUUGGAGACACAGAAUUGUCUGAAACGCAAAAAUGCAAUCUUUCUGGAACAAAAUUCGUCGACAAUGCUUGCAAUAGCUUCACUGCUGCAGUAAAUAGUGAAGAAGCUGCAGCUGAAGUAGAGUUGGAUUCUGCUAAAGAAAUCUCUUUAAAUGUUUUAUCCAGAGAAAAUGCAGAGAAUGAGGAUUCUGAUUUGGAGAACCCAACAAAGGAGAAGCCUUUCGUUCAUACUAGCUCUUGCUUGAAUAGAGUGAGAGGAAGCAGGAGAAAAAUGAAGGUAGAUUGGACACCGGAGCUGCACAAAAGAUUUGUUAAGGCUAUCGAGCAGCUGGGUAUUGAUCAAGCCAUUCCAUCAAAGAUACUCGAGCUGAUGAAGGUUGAUGGUCUUACAAGACAUAAUGUAGCCAGCCACUUGCAGAAAUUUAGAAUGCAUAAAAGGCACAUACUGCCAAAGGAAGAUGACAGAAGAUGGCAAUUACACGCAGAUCCUUCACAAAAAGGUUACUUGCAGAAACCAGUCAUGGCCUUUCCUCCUUACCAUUCUAAUUAUAUAAUUCCACCAAGCCAACCUUAUCCAAUAUGGCCUCAUCAAACUUAUCACCUCCCACAUGUUCAGAUGUGGAGGCAUUCUGGUUUCCCAUCAUGGCCUCCACCUCCUGAGAAUUGGCCAACCAACAUUUACCCAGAGAAUCAUGAACUGUUUCAGAGUCACGCAGAUGCUUGGGGCUGUCCUGUCCUACCACACUAUAGUUAUGGUUAUGCCCAGUAUUACAUGCCUCCACAGGGUCCUGCUUUAAGUAACAAUGGGCUUGAGAGUUAUGGUGAUAGACAAGGAAGGCUGGAAAGCACCUACGAUCAUUGCCCGGCUGAGGAAGUUAUUGAUAAGGUGGUGAAAGAGGCAAUGAGGAAGCCAUGGCUUCCCCUCCCUCUUGGCCUUAAACCUCCCUCCACAGAAAAAAUCCUUGCAGAGCUCCAUAGCAAGGGCAUUCAUACAAUCCCUCCUUUACCGCGAAGACAUAGUCAACGAUGAUGAGGGCGACGUCGAUCGUGGCCUGAUAUUUAGGCUCCUUUGAUGGAGAUUUGAUGUAAAUAAGUUGGCCAAGGAUGAGCUUAGAUCAAGGGUUCUUUUUAUGUUAUUUUCUUGAUGCCCGCAUCAAGCUAGUAGAGCUAGGUCUUUAUCAUGUAUUCAUGAGGAAACAUAUAAAAAUAAACAACACUAGAUCCUUAGAGGAUUUCUUUCAUAAGGAGCAUUGCUUUAUAAACCCUAA